Molecule: messenger RNA, 6265 nt
Organism: Python bivittatus (Burmese python)
Lineage: Eukaryota; Metazoa; Chordata; Lepidosauria; Squamata; Pythonidae
Gene: LDLR
Product: low density lipoprotein receptor
Biological process (GO): receptor-mediated endocytosis
Cellular component (GO): signaling receptor complex; plasma membrane; apical plasma membrane
Molecular function (GO): calcium ion binding; protein binding; hormone binding
Source: RefSeq, a predicted model, not a curated record
UGGUGACGGCCGCGUGUGCUUGUGAAUGGUGAGUGCCUGGCACCUGCCCAGAUUCUGCAUCUUUGUGCACGAGUCCCUUGGGGUCACCCAGGCGCAGCCGACGCAAGAGCAGAGAAAGGAGGGCGCUACCCGCGAACCAUGAGCCCAGGUGGACUGGAAGCUUCGUUGAUUGUCUUGAUGCUGUUGGGUACCCUCAGCCGCGCUUCCACGAAUGAGGUGAGUAAGUGUGGAAGAAAUGAAUUUCAGUGCAGAAAUGGAGAUUGCAUCCCUUACAAAUGGAUCUGCGAUGGCAAGGCUGAAUGCCAGGAUGGCUCUGAUGAAUCCCUGGAUGCCUGCAAAUCUGUGACUUGCAGUUCAACCCAAUUUAGCUGUGGUGGCCGCAUCAAUCGUUGUAUUGAUAUGUCCUGGCGAUGUGACUCACAAACAGAUUGUGAAAAUGGCUCCGAUGAAGACAACUGCCCUCCUAAACAUUGUGCCGAUCAUCAGUUUCAGUGCCAGAAUGGGAACUGUAUUGCUCUGGAUUUUGUCUGCGAUGAAGAUGAUGAUUGUGGAGAUAGCAGUGAUGAAUUAAACUGUCUCGCCCCAACCUGCAAUCCUGAAAUGUUUCAGUGCAACAGCUCAGAAUGCAUUCUCAAGACCUGGGCCUGUGACCACGAUGAAGACUGUAAAGAUGGGUCUGAUGAAUCGCCUGAGUUGUGUGGGAUCCAGGAGGGAGCUGAGGAAGCCAAGCCAUGCUCUCUGUUGGAGUUCCACUGUGGGAGUGGCGAGUGCAUCCACCAGCGCUGGCAGUGUGACGGAAGCUUUGACUGUAAGGACAGAUCAGAUGAGGCAAACUGUGUGAAAACAACCUGCCGGCCUGAUGAAUUUCAGUGCAAUGAUGGAGCGUGCAUCCAUGGGAGCCUGCAGUGCAACAAGGAGUAUGACUGCGAAGACACGAGUGAUGAGAUUGGCUGUGUCAACGUGACAACUUGCAAGGAACCAAAUGUAUUUAAGUGCCAUUCUGGGGAAUGUAUCAGCAUGGACAAGGUCUGCAAUGGGCUGAAAGACUGCAGGGACUGGUCAGAUGAACCUCUCAAGGAAUGCCGAACUAAUGAAUGUUUGACUAACAAGGGAGGUUGUUCCCACAUAUGCAAUGACCUCAAAAUUGGAUAUGAAUGUUUAUGUCCUGAAGGCUUUCAGCUGAUUGACCAAAGAAAAUGUGAAGAUAUUGAUGAGUGUCUUGACCCUGAUGCCUGUAGUCAAGUCUGUGUGAACCUGAAAGGAAGCUAUAAAUGUCAGUGUAAUGAAGGAUAUGAGACCGAUCCAGCUACCAAGACCUGCAAAGCAAUUGGCACCAUUGCUUACCUCUUUUUUACCAAUCGCCAUGAGGUCAGGAAGAUGACAUUGGACCACAGCGAGUACACGAAUCUGAUCCCCCAUCUUAAAGGUGUACUGGCCUUAGAUAUGGAAAUCACCAAGAAUAAAAUCUACUGGUCUGACAGCCUUCAGAAGAAAAUAUUCAGUACCCCAAUUGAUAAGGCUGGCGACCACUCCCACCAUUCAACUGUGAUUAGCAGUGGCAUCAAAGAGCCAGAUGGCCUCGCUGUUGACUGGGUGCAUCGCAAUAUUUACUGGACUGACUCUGGCCUAGGCACCAUCUCUGUGGCCAACAGUGAAGGCUUGAAGAGGAAGACUCUGAUCAAGGAGGUCGGCAGCAAACCACGUGCCAUUGUGGUGGAUCCAGUCCAUGGGUUCAUGUAUUGGACUGACUGGGGGAUGUCUCCUAAAAUUGCCAAAGGUGGUCUGAAUGGAGUGGACAGUUUCCCCUUGGUGAGAGAAGGCAUUGAGUGGCCUAAUGGAAUAACACUAGAUCUGAUUACUCAUCGCCUUUAUUGGGUAGACUCCAAAUAUCACUCGGUUUCCAGCGUUGAUGUGAAUGGGGGAAACAGAAAGACUAUCCUUGUAGAUGAGGAGAAGUUGGCUCACCCUUUUGGCAUCACGGUCUUUGAGGAUAAGGUAUUCUGGACAGAUGUUAUAAAUGAAGCCAUCUUUAGCGCCAACCGCCGGACUGGCUCAGAUAUUGUCAAAGUGGCAGACAACCUCUUUUCACCUGAGGAUUUGACGCUGUUUCACUCUGUGCGGCAGCCAAAAGGUACAAAUUGGUGUGAGAAGAAUGGCAUCCCCAAUGGAGGCUGCCAGUAUCUUUGCCUUCCCGCUCCCCAAAUCACUCUCCACUCUGCCAGAUACACCUGUGCCUGCCCUGACGGCAUGCACCUGGGCACCAACAUGAGAAGUUGCACCAAAGAUCCUGUUGUACCUGAUGUCCCAGUGUCUGUUGCUGCAACAGUGCAGUCUACAAGGACCUCACCUACAGCAUGGCUACUAACCACAGCCAGGACUCCAAGCCAGAAAACUGAGCAUCUGCCUGCAGAUGUGCUGAAUAAAGUUGUUCCCGGCAUCCUGGAACAUACCACUCGUAAGAUGGUCACCCUGUCCCAGCAAGCUCAAAAUGGCAUUGCUGCAGAAACAGAUGGGACAGAACGGAGUGGUCCAUCAGCACUCGCUGUUGUUCUACCUCUGGCACUGAUUAGUUUAGUCUCUUUUGGGAUUUUCCUCAUUUGGAAGAACUGGCGUCUCAAGAACACCAACAGUAUCAAUUUUGAUAACCCUGUUUAUCAGAAGACAACUGAGGAUGAAAUUCAUAUCUGUCGGAGCCAGGAAGGAUAUACGUACCCAUCGAGACAAAUGGUCAGUCUGGAAGAUGACGCAGCAUGAAACUGCCUCUACACCUCAAGCGCCUCUCUCAGGACUUUGCUGCUUAUUUUCUGGGAGGAAGAACACGCGUGGUCUGGCUUCAGUUCUCUCCCAGGCAUCCAAUACCACUUCCUGAGUGACUUGAUGGAUCGUUCCCACUCUCCCUUAUUUGUUUAAGAAGGGGGGCAUUUGUCAGCUGCCAUCUUCACGGGACGUUGCAAGUGAAAAUUGAUGGCAUUGUUGGUUUUUUAUGUUUUUUCUAUAUUUAUUGUUGUGCCCAGUUCUAACAGGGCACUGGUAUCUCUGAUGUGCUUUGGCUCUCCUUAAUCUGACAUGGUGAGACUAUUCCUAGGUGUGAAAAAUAGGAAUUCAACUGAGAGAAGUUCUUCUCUGGGUGUAAGUUUGGGUGUGGUGGGGCCUUCCUGUGGGGAGACCUUUGUGCCCUGAUUGAUUAGGCAUGAAGUAAGCCUGGAAGGGCUGGGAGCCUAAGUCUAAUCUGAGACAAGAAGUCAAAGUCAUCUAGUCCACGAGCUUCUAGAUCCCUCUCAAACUAGACCAGACAAGUUUUGAAAAUGGAUCCCAUCAUCCAUGUUGUCAACAAGAAACAUUGACUUUAUUUUCUAACUCCAAAGGAAAAAAGCUCAAGGUAUUUGAUCCUGUUGAGAACCUCCCUGUUGAUUCAGGGUUGCCUGUUCUGCUCCAGCUUUCCCUGUCCAAUCUACCAUGCACUUUUGUUUUUGGGUUCAGUUUGUGAUCUGUGUAGCCUGUAAUCUUGUACAACAAUAUUUGCACUUGAUUGUUUUCCUGGUCUCUCUGGUCACCUGUGUCCAGAAAGUAAGAGGGGAAAAAAACCAAACCAAUGAUACAAACAGGCUGACUCUGGGAAUGUUGCAUUUGCUUGGUGCUGGGCCUCUUGUGCCUUUAGUGCAGGUAGACAGAAAAGGGCAAUAGACUGUGCUGGCCAAAAAACAGGAAUCGGAAGCCAUUUCCCCCCCAUAUUCCGUCUCAACUCACUGCCAUACUGUUGCCUUAAUAUUGCGCCUCCCUUUUCUUCAGUGUUACUUUUUUAUACUUCCCUUCCUAAAGGAAAUAAUGCUUUUUAUACAGGGAUGGAGAUGCACAAUGGAUUCCCCCUUCUCCACUGAGUUGUAGCACAGAAUCAGAGUUUCAUGUAAGUCAGAAAGAACCUGUCCUACAUGUGUCACUUUCUGUAGUCGAAGGCAGUGGUCUGUUACGCAUUCUGAAGUGGGCUGAAACUAAGCUGAUUUGCUCUUUUGCAACUGAAUUUUCUGGAAUGGUAAACAGAUGAUAUCCUGACUACUUGCUACUUUUAAAAUACUGGUUACAGAGAAGUAGAAUUAGGAUAUCAAUGCAAAAGAUCUGCUAUUAGUAUAACCUUUCCCAUUCCCUCUAAGAAACAGAAAAUACUUGUGCACCCUGUCUCCCUUUGGUAAUGCAGAACAGUCAUUGGUUAGGAUAAGAAGUGGCAGUUUUUUGCUCUUGGCCUGGCACUUCUAAUUCCCUUCCCUUUGAGAGGAAAAGCACUAAAUGCCAAGGGGAAGCCCUCAGACCUUUUGUCCGGAAGCUGUGAAAGAUGCCAACCUCUUUCACCUAUUGUAAAGUGUGUAAAUAAUGUAUGUGGUCUAUGUUAAGGUAUAGAUUUCCUUUGCACAAAAGUUGCCUUGUCUAUUUGUACAUAUGUUCAUAAAAUUCAUGACUUAUUUAUUUAUAUGUUUAUAUUAUUGUGAUUGCUAAUUGGGCUGUUUUUCUGUCCCACCUUAUGUUACUAUGUCUUUUUCAUUCUUUUCCACAAAAACUCUGCUUGGAGUGUGCAUGUUUGUGUGUGUGUGAUGUAAAUGUUGCCCCUAUCUGGACUAAUCUGACAGGAUGAACGCAGUAUAAAACGUAGGUAUUUGUAGAAAUAUACUUUUCAAAGAACACAAGAUCUACUGCUACUUCACAUGGUUGGACCUUCUCCUUUAGUCUAUGGUUUGAAUCACAGAUUAUUUUUGCUCUCCUACUGGUGCUCUUAAUAGAAUGCCUGGUAGUGAGGGACUGAUACCAAAUGAAUGAUUAACUUUGUCUUCUGCAAUAUUUAUGAAUCUAGUAAACCUAGAAGAGGUAUGUUUCCCUUAGAUGCCCCUUUAACUGCUGACAGCAUUUCUUAACUAGCUAUGGCACUGCAUGUUUUUGUUAUUGUCCUCUGCUGCCCAGUUUCUUCUGGGUCAGCAGAAUUGACUACAGCUGGAGGCAGCUGGGAAUCAAUUGUUUUUGGUUCUGGUGCCUUUUGCUGUUGCACUGUGAAUUUUUAAACUCAAUUCUGCAUCACUGUAUUAGAAUUGCAUGUGAGUGCCCAAAUUCAUAAAUGCAAGUUGUCGUGAGGGUCAACAAAAGUUUGUAAUGAUCAACAAUUAGGGAAGGUUCUGUUUUUACAUCUUCAAGAAAGGACAGAAAAUAUGAUGUAAUAGCUUAGGGGCCUUAAAAUGAACUUUUGAAUUUUUUUUUUUUAGGGGUAUUAUAUUAAACAUCAUCAUAGAGGCUUUUUCUGAAAUCAAAGUCAGUUUGAUGAAUUGUUUUAAAGAAAAAAAAUCACAAGGUUGAUGGAAGGAGUGCCUCCUGUAAAAGAACCUCUUGUGUUGCUAAGCAGCUGCUUUAAUAUUUCAGCCUCUGUCAAAAGUGAUUAUUAGAAUGACAAUCGUUGUGAAAAGCCUCACCAAUUAGAGGCUGAACCCUCCAAACAGCCUAGGCAUAUUAAGUGGGUUCUCUUGGUUUGGCUGUCUUCCAAAAUCUGCAGUUUUUUACACAAGCAUUAGCAUGGUGCCACUUGGGACAAAAAAUGUGGAUUUUGAGAGGAUUAUGUCAACUGUCUAGUUCUUUUUUUUUCCUACAUCAGUCUAGAACUCUGCUCUAAUACCUCUCAUGCACCUGCAUGACUCUCCAGAGCUGUAGGAUAGGACCAUAGGAUGGAGCUGUGUUCUCAUUUUAUGAAGCUAGCUUUAGGACAGUCCUUUCAGCCUACAAAUCACGAGCCACACUUAAUGGACUUGUUCUGAUCCGUGGAAUGAUAGGGUCAGUUAGGUUUCAGGAUGUUUAUGUUAAAUCUCAGUGUGUUUUUCAAGAUUUUUUUUUUUUUUCCAAAAGCAGAAAACCUAUGGAAGAUGGUUGGGAAUGGGUGGCAUGCUGAAGCAAACAGCAGGCCUUUGCUUGGUUCACUCAGCUCUGGUGUGGUGGAAGGUUGCAGAAUGACUUGGAAUGCAGUGGAUGACAGGGCUCUCCCUUCUUUCUGUGAUACCCUCACUUCAUGCUUGCAUAUGUUGGUUCUGUUGCCUUCCUGGUUGAGGCAAAGGAAAUCCAGGUGAAGCCAUUUUAACUGGAUAGUUAAACUGGUUUUACAUGUAAGCAUCUGACUAGUAAGUUGUACCUUUACAGAUGCAUUGAGCUAUAUUUUUUUAAAUAUUAAACAUGCCUUUGUUGGAAAUUUAUGGGGUAUUUCCCCAGAUAUUGAAUGAAUUUAAUAAAUAUUUAAAUAUGC